UAUCGCGGCGCGCGCGAAUCUGUGGCGAAGACAUGCAGUCAGGCAAAUGGAAAAAAAAUGGCAAAGAGAGCUGAACCACCAACACUGGCUGGUGGCUCCCUCCACGAAGCACACGAAGACAGCCCGGUGGUGGUACUAACGGAGUCUUGGCGCGAGAAAAUAUUUAGUUGGGCAUUGCAUACAGGUGAGUAAUCACCUGGUUGGACUUCUUGUGCGUCACUUGUUGAAUUUUAACGGUGUUUUCGGCUAAUCCAUCGUGAGUGGGAUCACAGAGACAAGAGGCAAGUUAAUAGUAAAAAAAGACACUCUCAGAGGUGAUACGGCACAGGUGAAGAUUAUAUGUGAGACAGUGGAAGCCAAACAAAGUGUUGCCACUGUUUAUCAACGACUCUCCUCUUCAUCAAUCCUCCGUGUGGAUUUUUUUUCAGCAGUGAAUUGUGUGUGCAAACCCCCAUAAAAACAGCCAAAGUGAUCGAAUAUCGUCUUUGCAAGUGUGGAAUUAUAUAAUUUGUGCCAUAUAUAGAGUAAAUAGAAGCCAGAGAGUGCAGUUAUUAGAGAAAUUUACUUUUAUUAUAUUCGGCCACAUACCAAACUCAACAAUCAUAACACAACACUGAUUGGACGAUCGGGGCAAUAUUGCAGCACAGAGCGACAACUUUUGCCUAAAUGAUUGCACUAGUAUUUGAACCAAGAUGUGGAAGUACGUGUCUGCUCUAUUGACUCUGGGCUUGACGUCUCCUGCGGUGAAGGGUGGCCCUCUGGAUCCGUUCAGCUGGGCCAGGGCCGAUAAAUUAAGCAUCGACGUAAAUCUACCAUGGCUGCCAUUUGAGAACGAAACAAGGUGCUUCGGAGAAAUUGGCUGCCUCAACAUCACCCGCGAAUGGUACCACCUUAUCCACAGACCAUUUAAUGUGUUCCCACUUCCGAGGAAUAUCAUCAAUACACGCUUCUAUCUCUACACCCCAAAGAAUCCCAUCACGUCGCAAAAUCUCGUGGCUGAGGAUGAGAAAACCAUCACUGAGUCGAAUUUUAAUGCAGAUUGGCAGACGAAAAUCAUCAUCCAUGGUUUUAUCGAUACCCCACUAUCGAAUUGGGUCUCAGAGCUGCGAGACGAGCUGAUUGCGCGAGGGAAUCUCAAUGUCAUCGUGGUGGACUGGGCCGGGGGGUCCCUGCCCCUUUACACCCAGGCCACCGCCAAUACGCGUCUCGUUGGCUUGGAGCUGGCUUACCUGUUGCAGAAGCUGCAAGAGAUUUCCGGUUUGCGAAUGGAAGAUGUUCAUAUGAUUGGACAUUCCUUGGGAGCCCACACAGCAGCUUAUGCUGCUGAAAGAAUCCCCGGAAUUGGCAGGAUAACAGGUCUCGAUCCUGCUGAACCGUACUUCCAGGGAAUGGGUCCGUCUGUCCGGUUAGACCCCACGGAUGCGCAAUUUGUGGAUGUCAUCCACACGGAUGGUCGAAGUUUCUUCCUCCUUGAGAUUCCUGGGUAUGGGAUGUCACAGCCGUGUGGGCAUUUGGAUUUCUAUCCCAACAACGGCAAGGAGCAACCUGGAUGUGCUCUAUCCCAGGAAGGUGGCACCCUGAUUCCCCUCACACUCAUCAAAGACGGCAUUGAGGAAGCCUCGCGGGUCCUUUUAGCCUGCAACCACGUGCGCGCCAUUAAGCUCUUCAUCGACAGCAUCAACGGGAAGUGUCCGUACGUUGCUCAUCGUUGUCCUUCGUACCAGCACUUCCUCGCGGGCAGAUGCUUCAAGUGCACAGCUGGAAAUUGUGCCUACAUGGGGUACCAUGCUUCAAUGCCCGUCAUAGGGCAUCAGAACUCCUCCGAGAAUGACAUUGCAUCGGAUGUGAAUGAACCAAUGGCGCCACAGCCGGGAAAAUACUUCCUGGCCACUGGGAAAGAUUUUCCCUUCUGCCAGAGGCACUAUCGCUUCACAAUUGAGCUGGCCAAGCCGAGAGAUGCGGAAUCUUGGGUUCAGGGCUACUUAACAGCUGCAAUCUUCUCAGAUCGUGGAGCCGUACGAGGAGUUGAUCUCACACCGCGAGGGACAGCACGCCUGGAGCAUGGAACAACGUAUCAAGUGGUUGUGACAAAUCCUCAUGAUUUGGGGGAUCGUAUCCGGAAAGUUGAGCUGAAUUGGACGCAUGAGAUGAACGUGCUCCAGCCACGAUCGCUCUGUCUCCUCUUCUGGUGCAAUGAUCACUUGUACGUGAAAUCCAUCACCGUGGAGAUUAUGCAAAUGCCAUCGAGAGGAAAAAGAAACAGUGGAUCCUCCAAUAAGCUGUGUGCGCCCAAGAAGGAAUACGCGGACAUUGCCAAUCGUGGGAUGUCCAUCUUCUACGACAACUGCAAGACAUGAUGAAGGUCCAACGGUCGCUCCACUUUCCCCUCAAAGUAUUACUACCGCGUCAUUUGGUAUUCCUGAAUUUACUACUUCCAAGGAUCAGUGAAUCUUAUGUGAUAAUUAUACAUGAUGUUAACUAGUGUUUACUUUUGUACCCUGUACAACGUCUAUUAUUUUUUUUUAUAAUAAAACAACCCAAAAAUGUAAAA
Messenger RNA from Lutzomyia longipalpis, 2551 nucleotides. RefSeq names its product pancreatic triacylglycerol lipase-like. Bases 693 to 2357 code for a protein of 554 amino acids. Gene Ontology annotation, molecular function: triacylglycerol lipase activity. Gene Ontology annotation, biological process: lipid metabolic process. The transcript is spliced from 9 exons. NCBI's taxonomy places the organism in Eukaryota, Metazoa, Arthropoda, Insecta, Diptera, Psychodidae. The record is from RefSeq and is a predicted model, not a curated record.